Sceloporus undulatus (fence lizard) is the source of this 1401-nucleotide messenger RNA. It is a transcript of the gene PHOSPHO1, whose product is annotated as phosphoethanolamine/phosphocholine phosphatase 1. Lineage: Eukaryota; Metazoa; Chordata; Lepidosauria; Squamata; Phrynosomatidae. The transcript is spliced from 4 exons. Gene Ontology annotation, molecular function: phosphatase activity. Gene Ontology annotation, biological process: bone mineralization involved in bone maturation. The coding region runs from base 521 to 1303 and encodes 260 amino acids. The record is from RefSeq and is a predicted model, not a curated record.
AGCACCCGGCUUAGUUUCCGUCUCCUUCCAGACAACACCAGGGAAAGGGGGGGAUCGAUCGCGGGCUAUCUCUGGCGCAAAGAGGGAGAAGCCAAGGAGAGCCGGCUCCUGCUUGGGGGCUCCCCCCCCCUUUCCAAACCGAUCCUCCUUUCGAGGAGAGGAAAGGGGGGAAAACAACAAGAAAACCGACCCUUGCUGUCAAAGGAAGGGGGAAGCCUCCAGAGAGCAAUGCAGGCAGCAAAGUUGCAAGUCUGAUCUGAAAGUAAACCCUUUCCCCUUCCUCUCCUCCUCCUCCUCUAACAGCCAGAAUCGAGGCCAAGGAGGCAGCUAAGAGGCCUCAUGCAGAGAAAGUAUUAACUACUGGGGGAUGUGCCACCUUGGCAACUAGAAUGCUGAAGAUGAAACGGUGCUUUGAAGGUGUUGGGCUGCGGUGUUUCCUUCAGGCUAUGCCUCUCUGUCUUCAUUGGUUGACAUUCUUCAUUUCUGAUUGGCGGGCUGAGUCUAUAUAAGGUAGUGUGCGAUGGCAGAACCAGAUGUGCAGGAUGGGAGCAUGACUGCCACUCCAACGCAGAAAAAUCUCCUUAUCUUCGACUUUGAUGAGACCAUUGUGAAUGAGAACAGCGAUGAGUCUGUUCUCCAGGCUGCUCCAGGGAAACAGCUUCCAGAGUCAAUACGCCAAACCUUCCGUGAAGGAUUCUACAAUGAAUACAUGCAGGGUGUCUUGAAGUACAUGGGAGACCAAGGGGUGAAGAUGGCUGAUUUCAAGGCAGUCUAUGAGAAGAUCCCACUCUCCCCUGGUAUGCGUGACCUCUUCCAGUUUCUCUCUAAGCAGCAGGACCACUUUGAAAUCAUCCUCAUCUCUGACGCCAACAUGUUUGGCAUUGAAUGUGCCUUGAGAGCCGCCGGGGCCUAUUCCCUUUUCCGUAAGAUCUUCAGCAACCCUUCUAGCUUUGACAAGAGAGGUUACUUCACCUUGGGCCCUUACCACUCUCACAACUGCCCACGAUGUCCAGCGAACAUGUGCAAACACAAGAUCCUCACAGAAUACUUGGCAGAGAGGGCUCGGGAGGGAGCCAGAUUCGAACGGGUCUUCUAUGUGGGAGAUGGAGCCAAUGACUUCUGCCCUUCCACAGCUCUGACAUCAAGCGAUGUUGCUUUCCCAAGGAAGGGCUAUCCCAUGCACCAGCUCAUCCUGGAGGUAGAGAAAAAUCAACCUGGGACCUACCAGGCCACUGUAGUCCCUUGGGACUCAGCCGUAGAAGUUUGCUGCUACCUUCAAGAUGUUCUCAAGAGGAAAUGUUGAGGGAGGAGAGGACUUGAGGGAAGAAACUGCUACUCUUGAUCCACCCCCUACAAGCAGUUUGGAAAGAUCUGAAUGAUUAACAUCACACUUCUCUCAUA